AUGAAUUUUCCAUCCCAAAACCUUCAUACAAGACCCUUUCACGCCGAAAAUUCCUACAACCCCUCGGCUUACAUGGCAUCGGAGCCGCAAUUCCUUCAACAUUACGCGGCUCCUAGAGCCGAACUCGCGGAUGGCCAAGGCUGGGGAAGUUUCGAGAACGAAGCGUCUAUUCCGGAAGGGCAGCCACCGGUUUUUGCAACUAACGGAAGCAAUAAAGAAGACCAACCAGGGCCCUCCACGCCACAGCCGAAACCACGCGGACGGCCGCGGAAAUAUCAUGUCCAUGGAAAAAAUCCAGAGGAAAAUAAGCGCUUCUCUAAUUCGCUGGCCUGCAAGGAAAGUCGCAAGAUCAAAAAUCAGCAAAUGGACGAGGCACGAAAAUUGGUGGUCCGUCUGAAGGAACUUAGUGAUACGCUGUUUGAUGCACACUCACAGCAACGAAGAAAUGCCCGUCCAUCAAUGGACAUGCGUGGGAUCACGGAACUUCGGGAAACGAUCGGCAAGCUGAGUGCAUUAGCGAUAUUUACCAAAAAGCCACGCGAGCAGAAA
Molecule: messenger RNA, 549 nt
Organism: Mesorhabditis spiculigera
Lineage: Eukaryota; Metazoa; Nematoda; Chromadorea; Rhabditida; Rhabditidae
Source: the annotation of a GenBank genome assembly